CCCUUUUUAAUCAAUGAGUAACCUCAUUUGAAGAAAGAGACGUCAUGUUGUUUGUUUAUUCUCUGCCUGGCAACAUUUCUACAUUUCUGACAAGGUACCUACCUCGCGUGCCAGCCGCCAUCUUUAGGCCGUAUAGUUUUGUAGUACGUCAGGUGUCAAGCGAACAACAACAUUGGAUUUGGAUUGCGAUUUUUAUCAAUAAAAACGCUCCUAAUUAAAUUGUUUUGUGCUGUAAGUGUCUGGUGGUGCAUAUUCAAUAUGUGUACUAGUUCAAUAAUUCAGUGUGGGGCAAGGAAAAGCCCCAAUCAACCUCAUUUGACUACGCACAGAUUCCCUAGAAAUGAAGUGCUGCGUCAGAAGUGGCUUGAAGUCAUUGGGACGAAAAAUAUCAAACCUGGACUUAAAGCGUCACGUAUUUGUUCAUUACACUUUGCAGUAUUAUUCUUCAAUAAACAAUUACAACACAUACUGGUAUUUUUUUAAACCAUUUAUUUUUACGAGCACACAAGCGCUUAAGUUCCUGUAUCGGAUUCAGGCGGAAGAAACACCCCGGUGCCACCAUUUUGUGGACUAUGCACCGCCCGGAGACCGGUAGAGAGAGAUAAGAGAUAAUAAACGGGGACAUUUGGGUAUGGUUUUAGCCAGUAAUAGUCUGACGUGCCCCCCGCUCUACCCAGAGCGCUAGAAGUCAUUCGAUGAUUUGUACCUUAAAAAAACAUCCAAAGUACCAGAAGAUUUUUAAUGUAUAAAACUUGGCUAUCGAUAUCGAUACUUUUUGGUUUUGACUACAGUCUUCCCUAGCAAUGGCAGCCAUAUUUAGGCCGCGGUUUCUAGUAGGUAUGCACGCGUAUUUUGUAGGUAUUUCUGGUCCAUAUUAUAGUAGG
Messenger RNA from Spodoptera litura, 884 nucleotides. The record is from RefSeq and is a predicted model, not a curated record. Lineage: Eukaryota; Metazoa; Arthropoda; Insecta; Lepidoptera; Noctuidae.